UAAUUUCAUUUACGGACGUUCAGAAAAUUGACAUCAUGCCUGCAAGAACGUAUAAAUAACCAGCACAGUGCCUUUCUGAUCGUCUGCAGCAACAUCUCUAAGGGAGCAUUCUACAGGCUCGGCUCCUCUAAAGGCACAGCAGAAACUGGAUUGUACACUGAGAAGCAUCUUUUUAUAAAACAGCUCUGAGAACGUCUGACAGAUUUUUCCUCUGCCUUUAAUUGUGUUUGCCAUUUCUUUAAAAAACCAUGUGCACGGGAGGUUGUGCUAAGUGCCUGGGAACCACUCUUAUCCCUCUGGCUGUGCUAUGUACCCUCGCUAACAUUUUGUUGUUUUUCCCUGGAGGAAAAGUGGUUGAAAACAACGUACACAUUACAAAUGAGGUUUGGUACUUCGGAGGGAUCUUGGGAUCUGGUGUAUUGAUGAUCUUUCCUGCCUUGGUAUUUUUGGGUCUUAAGAAUAAUGAUUGCUGUGGAUGCUGUGGUAAUGAGAGCUGUGGAAAGAGGUUUGCGAUGUUUUCUUCUAUAAUAUUUGCUGCAGUUGGAGUUCUGGGAGCUGGAUACUGCUUUGUUUUGUCAGCAGUAGCCCUAAACAGAGGCCCUAAAUGUUACAAUGGAACAGAGUGGACCUAUCCUUUCCAGGAUGGGAAUUACCUCGCUAACCACACAUUGUGGAAUGCGUGUCAGUCACCCGAAAACAUAGUCCCGUGGAACCUAACCCUCUUCUCCUUGCUGCUCGUCAUGAGUGGGAUCCAGGUAGUGCUCUGUGGCAUUCAGGUGGUGAAUGGCCUGUUGGGAACAAUCUGUGGGGACUGCCAAUGUUGCGGAUGUUGUGGGGGAGAUGGAACUGUCUAAAGAACAUGAAUAUUGCAGACAACCCUCCUUACCUUGGGAUGCUCCCUUUUAUGUUCCAUAAAGCAGCCCUCAGAUGCAUUGUCUCUCGCUAAGAAGGUGAGAAUGAAGGGCACUUCCCCCCACUAAUGUUACGAAGCCCUGACUCCCUUUCUAGCCUUCCUGAAACCCCUCAUUGUGGAAUAAAAUAAGUGAAAUUCAA
This is a messenger RNA of Aquila chrysaetos chrysaetos, 1053 nucleotides long. It is a transcript of the gene TM4SF4, whose product is annotated as transmembrane 4 L six family member 4. The record is from RefSeq and is a predicted model, not a curated record. The transcript has 5 exons. Bases 249 to 854 code for a protein of 201 amino acids. Gene Ontology annotation, cellular component: membrane. NCBI's taxonomy places the organism in Eukaryota, Metazoa, Chordata, Aves, Accipitriformes, Accipitridae.